AUGGAGUUAUAUCCAGCCGAUUGCGAUUUUGCGAAGAAGAAGACAGGAUUGGAGAAGGUGGAACACGAGUGCACGGUGGCGCCGUCGCGGGAUGCAGAGGCGAUGCCGAACGCGAUGAAUACGUUUUUCGUGAGAAAAGGGAGACCACCAAGGAACGACGUCAGUGGUAGAAGUUGUAGAAGUUGUGACGAAACGUUUGUGAGAUUUGGGGACCGGAUCAUUUUGAGCGCGAAUCCGAUGCUCUUCGAUAAAGAAGAAGAGGAAACGCCGGCGCGUUAUUCGAUUAAAGAUUUAGUCUGUUCGACGGUUUCAAAGGAGUUCAACGAGUAUCUCUACGGAGGUCGAAAGAAUGCAACGAGAAAAACGUUCACCGUUUUUCGCGAAUCAAAUUUAGCGAGAGAGAAUGAGUUCGAAAUCGUUUCGUGGCAAAGCGUUGGCAACAACAACAAUACGAGCAGCGCUUCUUCCACGAUAGGAGGAGAAGACGCGCAUCCACCGGUGAAUACCAACGAUGUCUUUAUGCUCAAGCAUUGUGGUCGUGGCGGCUAUUUGCGGUGUCGCGAUCACGAAAACUGGUCGACGCCGGAUUUUGGGGUCGUAAAACCAGUCGUCAGCGAUGAAAACGACGCGUUGUUGAGUAAGCGACGCUUUGACGCUUCGUAUUUGUGGAGAUUCCGAGCGAUUUUUUCAUAA
Molecule: messenger RNA, 693 nt
Organism: Bathycoccus prasinos
Lineage: Eukaryota; Viridiplantae; Chlorophyta; Mamiellophyceae; Mamiellales; Bathycoccaceae
Exons: 1
Coding region: 1-693 (230 amino acids)
Source: RefSeq, a predicted model, not a curated record